CCCUUCUCUCUCUCCCUCUCUCCCUCUCUCUCUCUCUGUCUCUCUCUCGUUCCAUCACGCUCUAUCAUUUUUUCUCUCUCUGUCGCUCUUCCUCCUGUUCUCCAGGAUUUUCUCUUCCUCCUCUUCUCCUUUAUCUUUUUCUCCGUAUUUGGAGCAUUUGCGUUGGCUCUGCUCCCCCUCCCUUUUCUCUCUCUCUCUCUCUCCCUCUCUCUUUCUUUCUCCCUCUCUCUCUCUCUCUCCCGCGUUCUUUGCCGGUUUCUCAGUUCUCCCUGACUGCUGCAGAUUUGUUUCACUCUCAAGAAUCUCCACCACUGCUCUGAGCCUGUGAGCAGUGUGUGUAUGUUUGCGCGUGUGUGUGGUAGCAGUGACGUCCUUUUCACCGGAGCGUCUGGCUUUACAUGGAGACUCCCAUCUGGCCAGACAUUACGGCCCCUGGUUCCUAUCACCAUCACUGUAAAGACAUUCAAGGAGGCAGUGGAGUGUGUAAGUCAGGCUUAGCCGUGUUCCGGAACGUUGUAUGUGGAGGACUCCUCAGCCAUCCGCUCUGGACCUUCCCGCUGACGCUCUUCCCCACACUGGGUAACCAAGAGGCAACCAAUCCGGUGGACGCCAUGGCUCAGUCCUACACCCCGGCUCAGUUUCCCCCACCCCCACAGAACGGUAUUCCGGGCGAGUUUGCUGCACCUCAUGCCCUUCCCACACAGGACUUCACAGGACAGAACCGGGUACCAGAACACACCCUGACCCUCUACACACCCACACAAACACACAGCGACCCAACAACCAACGACAGCAACACACCAACAAUCACCACCAACACCAACAGUGCUCCGACAGAAGACGUGACGCAAACAGAAAGUUCCCAGCAGUUGACGCUGCAGUCCUCGGACUCUCCAGAGAAACAGCAACCCAAACGCCUCCAUGUCUCCAACAUCCCUUUCCGCUUCCGUGACCCAGACCUCAGACAGAUGUUCGGGCAAUUUGGGAAGAUUUUAGAUGUGGAGAUCAUUUUUAAUGAAAGGGGAUCUAAGGGCUUUGGGUUUGUAACUUUUGAAACAAGCACAGAUGCAGAUCGAGCGCGGGAGAAACUAAAUGGUACUAUCGUAGAGGGACGCAAGAUUGAGGUGAAUAACGCCACAGCAAGAGUGAUGACAAACAAAAAGACAGCUAACCCAUACACAAACGGCUGGAAGCUGAAUCCCGUGGUGGGAGCUGUUUAUGCCCCUGAACUCUACGCAGUAACAGGUUUUCCCUAUCCCCCAGCUGGAGCUGCAGUAGCGUACAGAGGCGCUCAGCUCAGAGGGAGAGGACGAGCUGUUUACAACACCUUCCGCACAGCAGCACCACCACCACCCAUACCAGCCUACGGAGCAGUGGUGUAUCAGGAUGGUUUCUACGGCGCUGAGAUCUACGGGGGCUAUGCAGCAUACAGAUAUGCCCAGCCUGCCACAGCUACUGCAUACAGCGACAGCUAUGGGAGAGUCUAUGCAACAGCAGAUCCCUACCACCACACGAUCGGCCCUGCCACCACAUACAGCGUGGGCACCAUGUAAAUAGAGGGAGCAAGGAGGUGUGCAGCACUCAAUCCACAGCAGAGGACAACACAAAGAAAGAUGAACAGAGCUCAAGCGCUCAAAGACAGGAGCAAAGAGAAGAGUGUGUGAGAAUAUGCAGAUUGUGACAAGGGCCACAGUGUGUGUGAGUGUGUGUGUAUGUAUGUGUGUGUGUGCGUGUGCAUGUGUGGCCGCCAUUGGCUUCAAACUUUGCCACAGGCAUGAAAGACUAAGGGUGGAAAAGAACCAGAAGGGAGUGCAAGGCAAGGGAAAGAAAAAAAACAAAAAAAGAGAAGAAGAUCAAAGAGAGAGGACCCCGCCCAUUUUCACGAAAACAUUUUAUUUUUCUAUACUUUUUUUGUGAUCAACUCUGGUGCAGAGAAACGUGUGUUUAAGAAGUAUAAAUAUGCGCAUACAUAUAUAUACAUAAAUAUAUAUAUAUAUAUAUAUGAAGAGAUUAUGUUAUUGCAUUUAACGGAAUGGACAGCGAACUCACCGAGCAAGGCUGGCCACCCUUCUCCUUUCUCUCUCUGUCCACUCAGACAUCUUCAUCCAUCUACAAGCAGGAGGUGAUAUGGCCACAUCCAGUGGUCUAGGCCUCAUGUGAAUAGUCUGCUUCCUGUGGGUGGAGUCUCUAUGGUCUGCUAUGAUUGGUCCAAUUCUGUGCUGUGAUGUCACUCUGUCCUGUGGUCUCACUGCUAAUAGCACUUUCUGGACGUGGUGUGUCGCUCGCGCUGGAGGUGGACGUUGGCCUCCUGUUUAUUUUACACUGACCCAAGACCAGGUCCUUUGGCCAGAUUCAAAACUACAACUAUGUGAGAUGAAACAUUGACUUUUCCACAUGGUGCGACCAUCAACUCCAUGUCAGCCCAGUGUCCUGCGGCUUGUGAUCUGCAGAUAGUCGUCGACCAUCUUGCUGCUUUCACUCUGACAGUUUUGCCGCACCAGUGACUGAUCCACUUCCUGUGAUGUCAUGACUCUCUUUCUGUUUGCUGACUCACCGGCCAGGUUCCUCUGGUGUUACUGCAUGGGGCGACCGUCUUCUGCAGCUCAUGACCAAGUCCGUGCUAUCGUUAGCCUUCAGAAAGCCGUUGGCCAUCUUCCUGCUUUCAGUCUGACAGCUUUGCCGUCCAAAGACAGGAACUCCUGGUCCAUUUCCUGUUUACUGAUGUCAUGACUCUCUUCCUGUUUGCCGAAUCACCGGCCAGUGUCCUGUGGUGUAACUGCAGGGAUGAGGGGUGCGGGUCAAGUGUGCUAGGGUGAAGCUGAAGAUGUCCACCAUUUGUAAACUUUGAGCGCGCUCGUCUUAGGCUGUAGCAUACCUCCACAGCGCCACACUGUGGCAGAGUUAGGAACUUUGGUUUUGCAGCACUAAAGUGCAAAAUGAGUGUGCUCCAUUGUCCAGGUGUCCAAGUCAAAAAAGAAAAGAAAAAAAAACACGGAAACAAAAUGAGUGUCAUGCGUGAGCUUUUCAUCUGACGAUGAGGUUCUGCUGUUGUUGAGUUUACUCUCUCUUUCAACAAAC
This is a messenger RNA of Pygocentrus nattereri (red-bellied piranha), 3078 nucleotides long. Its product is annotated as RNA binding protein fox-1 homolog 3-like. Gene Ontology annotation, cellular component: nucleus; cytoplasm. Bases 399 to 1553 code for a protein of 384 amino acids. The transcript has 15 exons. Gene Ontology annotation, molecular function: mRNA binding. Gene Ontology annotation, biological process: regulation of alternative mRNA splicing, via spliceosome; nervous system development. Lineage: Eukaryota; Metazoa; Chordata; Actinopteri; Characiformes; Serrasalmidae. The record is from RefSeq and is a predicted model, not a curated record.